AAGUAAGUGUUGAUUUCAUGAUGUAUAAUGCAGGUGCUCCUCUGGUAAGACUGGCAUAACCGGUUUCUUAACGAUUCAUUUUUAAAGGAUAUUCAGCCCAGUGGUUUACAUUUUUUUUUUACAAGUUCCUCAUUAUUUGGUUUUUAAGAUAUUAUCUGACUUUGAAAAGGGUCGGCAAAAAAAGACGAUUCAACAUAAGAACUAUUCAGUGAAAGGAUGAGUUGUAUUGAAUUUAUUGAGCCGGUAGUGGUUGCUGCACAAGUUGCCAGUGCGUUCUACGAUACCGGGCUGUUGAUGGUAGUGAAAGAACGUUACAAUGUGACUUCCAGCAACUCCUCGCUUACCAACUCCACGGACCAUGGAGACAACGCGCAGCAGACGGCAGUGUCGGAUUUCCUCAUGAUCUACGGUAUGAUCUCAGGGUUUGUCCCAUUCCUGCCGGCUUUCUUCCUGGCGAGGCUCGGGGACAAAAGGAACAGAAAGAUCCCGAUAUGUGUGCCUCUUGUGGGCUACAUGCUCUCCAGAUUGAUGCUGCUCCUUGUUAUUCUUCUGCAGUGGCCUGUCAAAGUGAUGUUUGGGGCAGCUGUUGUGUAUGGUUUGUUUGGGGGAUUUUCUUCUUACUGGGCUGGGGUCAUGGCUUUGGCAUCAGCACGCUCGGAUGAAACUCGGAGGUCCAUCCGACUGAUAAGCAUUGAGUUGGUCUAUGGAAUAGCUGGCUUUAUUGGUAGCAUCGCAUCUGGUCACAUCUUCAAUAUGUUUUAUGUUUCACAACAUCAAGGUGUUAUGCUGGUGGGGAUCAGUGUUUUUUUGUACAUAUUUUGCUUGUCCUACAGCAUUUUCGUUUUGAAGGUACCCAAGACUGGGAGAGCACCAGCAAUACUCCCCCAUGGUCAAACGGUAGACAACUGUGGUACAGGUGGAUCCGACAAUGAACCCACAGUAGCAGAUGGGUCAUUGACUUCUGGCACGUUUGACUUGAUCAGCGUUGUGCUUUUGUUCGCUGGUGCUAUAUUGUAUGAUGUGUCAGUGUCAGGAGCCAUGGACAUCUUACCAUCCUUUGUCAUAAAGGAACCCCUGAGCUGGGGAGCUGAACAGAUUGGCUAUGGGAAUGCAGCCGGCUUUGUGAUUUUCAUCACCAGUUUCCUGGGAGUGUAUGUAUUCUCCAAGUGUUUAAGGGACACCACCAUGAUCAUCAUUGGGAUGGUGUCAUUCGGGACUGGGAUACUGGUGAUGGCGUUUGUGCGAAAGACCUACAUGUUCUACAUUGCUCGAGCUUUGAAUCUGUUUGCCUUGAUUCCAAUGCCUACCAUCCGAUCACUGCUGUCCAAACAAGUCAAAGGCUCAUCAUAUGGCAAAAUUUUCAUUUUGCUCCAGAUGUCAUUCACCAUCGCCAGUGUGGCCACCUCACCCAUUUUCACCAAGAUUUACCAAGCCACCCUUGUCUGGUUCGCUGGAUUCUGCUUCAUUUUGUCCUGCAUUCUCAGCGUUUUGGCCAUCAUCCCUAUUGUCAUUGUGGGAUACAGGACAGGGAGACAUGGCUACACACGUCUUCCAAGUAACUGACCAGGCAGUUUCCCUUCCUGUAAUGAGUUGCAUCACAAUGAAGGACAUACAUUUCUGGUGCAUCACAUGCUGCAGUGCUUGGCAUUUACCCCCUAACUAACCCUAACACUACUGUUUGUAGUUUGCAGCCAACAGCUGUAUACAAAUGUGUAUAAAAUGUGUAGAAUUUGUCAUUCAUGAAUAUAUAUAUAUAUAUAUAUAUUGCACCCUAAGAGCUAUACUUCAAGUUCAGUUGCAAUUAAAGAGUAAGUAGCGAGGUUCAGAAAAAUCAAGCGUUCCACGUCCCCACGUGUUGCUACAACUGUACUGUACCUGGCAUUUCUCUUUUCAUUGUUCACGUUUAUUAUCUGUUUCUUGUAGGUGUUUCAUUCUUAAACAUUUGAUUUUACAGUGAUACAGUACACCUUACCAUACAAAAAGCUUCUUUUAAACUAAAAUAAAUAAAUACAGCUAGAUUGAAAAAUUCUGCCUCUCAAAUAAUACUACUCCGUUUCAUAGCGAAAUUGGAUGAGAAAUCUCUUUCAAUUUUUGAAAGAAAUCGCUUUCUCGUUUUGCAACACCUAGAUGCAAAUGAACAUAAUUUAGAUAUUUUAUUUAACAUCAUGUAGGGGAGACCGGGGAUGGUUUUUACUCUAUUGUCUUCAGAUUUGUAAUAAAAUUAUAUAAGGUUCUGUUCCUAACAAAGUAGAAGAGUAACAUUUCAUGUAUAUAGGGAUAUUUUAACAAUUGCAUAACUACUCAAAAUAUGAUAUUUAAGCUGUUCAAAAAGCAGGGUGCACCCGAGACAACCUGCCCCAUGCAGGGGUUGGUUAUCACAGAAUAUGGGGUUGCUUUUACGAUAAUGUGAUAAAAUGAUUAACUUAUUUAUGAAAUACAGGCGAAAACAGUACUGCGUAUCACCUUUCAGUUCAGUGUCAGUGUCACCUUCCACUGUCACUAUCAAAUUACCUGUUACUAUUAUUUCAACUCUGUUUGUUUUGCACCCUCUAGCAUCACUACAUUUGAUGCUCACCACUCUGAACUGAAAGGUAAUACGCAGUAAUGUUUUCACCUAUAUUUCAUUAAUAAUUCCAUAAUUUCUGUAUUUCCCUCACUUUAUAUUUCUUAAAAUGACCUAUUAAAGCUUAAUGGUAACAUUUUCUAUUUAUGUGUGUGUGAGUUAAGUGUACCGUAACCAGUGAGUUUAGCAAAAAAACACAGAAUUUAACAAUGCUAACAACAAAUUAUUAGCAGUAAUUAAAAAACUACAAGACAAAAGACAAAACACACCAUCCCCCAAUAACACCAGCCUAGCUGGAGAAGCUAAAAAAAAGUUCCAACAAGGCACAAAGCGAGUACUGUAUUCUCACACAGACCCUGCUGCUGUCACCUGCAGCUAAAGUUUUGUCAGAUUUAUUUAUGUAAUUGAAUAAGUUUAAAUAUGUAUGGCCAUUAAUGAAAUAGUAAAUUAGUAAGUAAUAUAUUAAUAUAAUUUAUAUACCAAAAAUGUUUACUUAUUACACAUUUUAAUCAAUAUGUAUUAUAUUUAUGAAUAAACAGAUGUUCAUUUAUUCAAAUAAAACACUUUUAAACAAAUGUUGUUUACUUUUCACUGAACUCUUGUGCUACCCCGCUUCGUGUCAUGCCUUAUAACGCCUUAAGUGUGCAGUUAUAUCAUGUCAACCUACCCCCUGUCAUGCCUCAAUGCUUCAUUGAUAUAUUUGGUGACAUAGCCUUCAUGUCAGCAUAAAAUGAUAGGCCCAUAUAUAUGUUUGUACAGCUAUGGCCAAACGCUUUGCACCACCCUGUAUAAUUAUCUAAUUUUGCUUCAUAAAGUUGAAUUUAACCUGCUGAAUAGUGUUACAUUAACUUAUUGAAUUACAUACCGCUUUGUAGUUUUCCAUAUACUUAAUGAAAAAAAAAAAACAACAAAAAAAACAUUUUUAAAAUUAAACAUGAAAUAACUGUACUACUAUUAUGGCUUCCGGUAGACUUUUGCGAUAUCAUUUUGUAGUUUAUUUGAGUUCAUGAUGUUAAAUAAAAGACCUAAAUUAUGUUCAUAUAGUUUUUUGUUUUUUUUUAAAUGGUGUCUCAAUUCUAAAAUUCUAGGUGAUGCAAAAUGUUUGGCCAUAGCUGUUUAUGUGUGUGGGCUAUUGUUGGGCCGGCUGUCACAUGUGACAACUGACCUCAAGCAUUAUGAGACACCUGCCCCAAUCAGACACUACACAAUCAUUUAUUUAUUGCAGUCCCAUGUCUUGUCCGACUGGUUUUGCUCUUACACCAUAGAUAGCUCAUAUCUGGCUCUAUUCAACAUGAUAAUCACUUCAAAACAAAACUCAAUACCAUUAAACACUAUAACAUGAAUAACAAGAUCUCAAAAUUGUACUUGCAGUAUGUUGUACGUUAUAAACCUAAUUGAACGUUGCACACUGCCAAUCAACAUGCAGAAAUGAAGGUCAUUAUCAGCCAGUAAAUGCCCACAAGUGAAAACAAAAAGCCUCAUCACUUUGAUUAAAUUGUAAUGCAUAUUUCAUGACAACUGUAGUCUGCAGACUAGAUGCAUUUUCAACUCAAAGCAAGGCUCCUUAUAAAGCCCAACUUACCAUUCUGACCACUGCAAAUCCGUUUACAUAUUUGUACCAGCUGUUUGGUGGUCAUAAUAGAGGGAUUACUCUAUCAUUUUUAUAGUAAUAUAUUACAGUGUUUUUUUUAAUUGGACUGUACAAUACGUGUACCCAGAGCUGUCAAUAAUCUGAGGUAACCAGUGGUUAAAGAAAAGGGCUUGUGACCCUCAGAAAGUCACUUAACCUCCUUGUGCUCCGUCUUUCGGAUGAGACGUAAUUGUAAGUGACUCUGCAGCUGAUGCAUAGUUCACACACCCUAGUCUCUGUAAGUCGCCUUGGAUAAAGGAGUCU
This is a messenger RNA of Acipenser ruthenus (sterlet), 4457 nucleotides long. RefSeq names its product thymic stromal cotransporter homolog. The record is from RefSeq and is a predicted model, not a curated record. Gene Ontology annotation, molecular function: transmembrane transporter activity. Lineage: Eukaryota; Metazoa; Chordata; Actinopteri; Acipenseriformes; Acipenseridae. Gene Ontology annotation, cellular component: membrane. The transcript is spliced from 4 exons. Gene Ontology annotation, biological process: transmembrane transport. Bases 217 to 1563 code for a protein of 448 amino acids.